AUGUACCGAGCGGCUGGGGGGAGGAAGGGACGGGUCAAGAGAAACUGGAUGCGGGACAUCGCCACGGAGGAGAAGCUGAGUUCGACCGCGCAAGAGGAUACAGUCGACCGCCUUGCGCUCGACCCGGAACAGACGCCCCCUCACAAUCCUGACGUACCACGCCAAUCGGUCGAAGACAGUCCGCUCUCACACAAGAGCUCUCUACAUGGGACCCCUGCCUCUCAGCGCCGGCGAAGCAUCGAAGACUGGAGCUUUGAUAUGAACGAAGCUUCACUCAUCGCGUCCACACCCUACCGCCCGCGAAACACAGUUUUGGAUGACAUACGGAAUAGAGAAAUAGAAGCCCUGAAAGAGCAGGGCGUCGCAACAAAUAGGCUGGACACGAUAAGAGGAAGUCCGCCGGAGGAAUUACGGCGCCCGCGCUCUGCAUCGACAAAAUCUACCAUGGGCCAGUUGGAAGGGGCAGCACCCGAGCAGACUAGCCCUGUACAAGAUCUUACUGAACUGCAUAUUCAGAAACGAAACAAAUCGUGGCAAGCUGUCGGCAAAGCACCGGCAAUAACGGGGGAAGGCACAGAGGGUUCACCCAUCGUAGUGUAUAAGAAGAACACAGAGACGAUCGGCAUGGUAGACAGCCGGCUUCUUGCCGAUGCUGCGAGUGUGAGGCGACCGUCUCAUCGAAGAGACGUUUCACGGGAUCUAUUGCGUCGACUUGCUAGGGCAUCGAGUACUCCAAGCCCUGGUAGACCGGAAGUUUCGCGACCCCAGACGGCACCGACAAAGCAAUUAGACAGUUCUUCCCAAACUAUAGCCACUGAGACGUCUCCAUCAGGUCCUUCUUCGAGGGGAGUUUUAGGUGCGGUCACCUCCGCAGAGCGAACCACUGAUGAGCCCACUAAUCCAGACGAACAUCCGCGACGGGAAUCUGAAAAGCCCAGCGGACCUCGAGCGACCCAAGCCUCUUCAAACGAAAGCCUGCGAAAUAUCGCUGAUGCGACACCCAAGCUAGCCGAACGCUCAAUGCUCCAUCCCAAAACGCCAGUAGUGACGGGCGCAUGGGUAGACACAAUUAUAGGCAGUCCUGACAUCUCCACCGUCCGAAAAUCUACAAAAUCUUCGCAGCCGUCAAUUUCCCCUCUCAAACGCAGCCCUCGGAAACAGUCUUUACAAGAUUUACAAGCUGCUCUACCCGCGGAAAACCAACAACUUACGCCAGAAGUAUCGAAACCAGAUUUGCCACGAUCAGUACUGGGUGCGCUCGUGGAAGAGGCACGAGCGAGUGGAGAGCGACGGUCGACAGACUACGGCGAAUCAACCAUUAACUCACUAGAAGAGCUGAUUGCGCCAAUAGCUAAUGCUGUUGAGUCUGGCGAGCCAGACGAAGACACAUUGCCAUUAGAUGUUCUGACAAAAGCCCCGCGUACGGAAGCAGAGCGACGACGGCAAGAGGAACUCCUUCACAUCCAAAACAUGGACCGGAGACUACGCUCAACACGAACCAGCCUCCGCGACACCAGCCGUGGCAUCCGGCGAGUAGAAGAGCAGAUCGAGCGUAGCGGCGAGCGGACAACCAUCGUCUCAGACAACAACUCCGGUGAAAAAAUCAUCUACCGCGAAUAUAAGUGCCCGUGCGCCGAAAGCGGCGGGCACCAGUUCUACCUUUGGAAAGCCAUCAAGCUCAUCUUCUACGAUGAAACGUUGAAGCCGAAACGGCGGGGCUGGGGUUUGACCUGGCUCAGCAUCUUCCUCAUUUCUUUUCUUACGUGGUUCAUUCUCGAAAACAUCUGCUGCGAGAUAUGGGGCCACCAUACCUACGCGUCGAGUUAUAAGGGCUAUGGUGUCAUCUGGGGCGCGCCCGAAUACCCGUAUGUGCUACCUACUAUGACUUAUCGCGCUCUCAUCAAGCCUUGGUGGCGGCCUUUGUACACGUUGUUCUCUUGGAUGUGGGGAGCUGUUGGAGCUGGGACUGUAGAAGCGGCGCCUAAGGCUAAGACGACGGCUGCAAGGUUUGCGGAGAGGAUUCUAGUUAGGGAUCAGACGAGAGUGAUGUUUGAGGAGGAGGCUGCGAGUGUUUUGGGCAUGGCGGGAGAUGAGGUUGUGAGAUGA
Messenger RNA from Didymosphaeria variabile, 2106 nucleotides. RefSeq lists its product as uncharacterized. The transcript has a single exon. The record is from RefSeq and is a predicted model, not a curated record. NCBI's taxonomy places the organism in Eukaryota, Fungi, Ascomycota, Dothideomycetes, Pleosporales, Didymosphaeriaceae. Bases 1 to 2106 code for a protein of 701 amino acids.